Messenger RNA from Tuber melanosporum (Perigord truffle), 2686 nucleotides. RefSeq lists its product as uncharacterized. Gene Ontology annotation, biological process: carbohydrate metabolic process. NCBI's taxonomy places the organism in Eukaryota, Fungi, Ascomycota, Pezizomycetes, Pezizales, Tuberaceae. The transcript has 7 exons. The coding region runs from base 105 to 2612 and encodes 835 amino acids. The record is from RefSeq and is a predicted model, not a curated record. Gene Ontology annotation, molecular function: hydrolase activity, hydrolyzing O-glycosyl compounds; carbohydrate binding.
ACAGCCCUCAAUUUCCCUUUCGCUCCCAAUCCGCUCGGUCCAUCCUGUGAAUAGGGGGUGAGCCAAUUGUGGCCAUUUCUGUCUCUCUUUUUGUUCAUUACAAUAUGCUAUCCCUGACCUUCAGCACAGCGAUCCUAGUGUCCAUCUGCCUAAUCUCAGCUGCCACGGCCAUCCGCCCCCGCGCUCCCGAUGCCAAUUCGUGUCCGGGUUACAAGGCGAUCAACGUCAAGAAGACCGAUAGUGGUCUCACGGCGGAAUUGCAGCUCGCUGGGACUGCCUGUGAUAUUUAUGGUAGGGACUUGGCAAACUUGAAGCUGCAAGUGGCAUACGACUCAAAAUCUCGCAUUCAUGUUAAGAUAACCGACCCGGAAGAGAAGAGAUACCAAGUUCCGGAGGAAGUAUUCCCUCGGCCAGACAACAGAGUCAAUGGGCCAGCGAAACCGUCCGACAUUACCUUUACCUAUGCCGCUUCCCCCUUCGGUUUCACCAUUACCCGGCGCUCCACUGGCGAGAAGCUGUUCGACACCACUGGGAAUGCGCUCGUCUUCGAGAGCCAGUACUUGCGACUGAAAACCUCUUUGCCCAACGAUCCUAACAUCUACGGUCUUGGAGAACAUUCUGACUCUUUCCGUCUCCCCAAUAUCAAUCACACCCGCACCCUCUGGUCUAGAGACUCUUAUGGUAUUCCGCAGAAUAGCAAUCUGUAUGGGAACCAUCCCAUCUACUUCGAUCAUCGCGAGUCAGGUACCCACGGUGUCUUCCUUUUGAACUCCAAUGGCAUGGACAUCAAGCUUGAGACCGUGGAUGGCAAGUCAAGCCUUGAGUAUAAUGUCAUUGGAGGUGUCUUGGAUCUUUACUUCUUUGCUGGCCCUGAGCCGGCUGCUGUUGCGAGGCAGUACGCUGAAGUUGUUGGACUUCCUGCCAUGAUGCCCUACUGGGGAUUGGGUUUCCACCAGUGCCGCUAUGGUUACAGAGAUUGGAUUGAAGUUGCUGAGGCUAUUGCAAACUACUCCAUUGCCGAGAUUCCCUUGGAGACUAUGUGGACUGAUAUCGACUACAUGUACAACCGCUGGAUCUUUACUCUUGAUCCCGAGCGAUUUCCUCUCGACAAGGUUCGCGAGAUCGUCGACUACCUUCACGAGCACGACCAGCACUACAUCGUCAUGGUUGAUCCUGCCACCGCUCACCAAGACUACCCAACUUUUAACCGCGGCAAGGAGGAUGACAUUUGGCUCAAGGAGGCUGACGGCUCCAUCCACAAGGGUGUCGUCUGGCCCGGCGUGACCGCGUUCCCCGAUUGGUUUCACCCUAACGCUGGCUCUUUUUGGACUGGCGAGUUUGUUGAGUUCUUCUCCGCUGAUGCCGGUGUCAACAUUGACGGUGUCUGGAUCGACAUGAAUGAGCCCGCCAGUUUCUGCAGCUACCCACAAAAGGGCUCGAUUGAUCUUAUCUCUCCCCCGUACGCUAUUGCUAACGAUGCACCAUUGGGAUUGGGUGACCGCACCGUCCACACUGACAUUACACACUACGGGGGCCUUUCUGAGUACGACACCCAUAACCUUUACGGAACUAUGAUGGGCGACGUCACCUACGAAGCUAUGCUUGCCCGCCGCCCCGGAUUGAGGCCCUUGGUCAUCACUCGUAGCACUUUUGCCGGUGCCGGUAAGCGUGUUGGAAAGUGGCUCGGGGACAACUUCCGCUGGUCGAUCGCCGGUAUGCUCGGCUUCGCCAGCAUCUACCAAAUCCCCAUGGUCGGCUCCGACGUCUGCGGCUUCGGCGGCAAUACCACAGAAAUCCUCUGCGCACGCUGGGCCUCUCUCGGAGCUUUCAAUCCCUUCUUCCGCAACCACAACGGGGACACCUCCAUUCCCCAGGAAUUCUACCUCUGGCCGCUCGUCGCCUCCUCGGCGCGCAAGUCAAUCGACAUCCGCUAUCGCCUGCUAGACUACAUCUACACUGCCAUGCACCACCAAUCUAUCGACGGAACCCCGCUUCUUAGCCCGCUCUUCUUCAAAUACCCCAAGGACACAAAUACCUACAAAAUAGACACCCAAUUCAUCUACGGCAACGCACUCCUCGUCUCCCCAGUCAUCGAGGAGAACAGUACUAGCGCAGAAGUCUACCUACCUAAGGACACCCUUUACGACUUCCACACUGGCAGGAAGAUCAAAGGAGAGGGCAAAAACGUAACACUCACAAACAUUCCCUUCGACGAAAUCCCUUUGCACAUCAUCGGCGGGAAUAUCCUGCCUUUCCGCUCCUCCAGUGCACACACCACCACUAAGCUCCGCACCCGGCCAUUCACGAUCGUAAUUGCGGCGGACGAGCGUGGUGAGGCGAGCGGGGAACUGUACAUAGAUGAUGGAGUUAGCAUCCAGCAGAAGGCUGUCAUCGACAUCACGAUGGAGUACAAGAGUGGAAGGUUGAGCAUUAAGGGGAAGUUCGGGUUUACUGGUGGGAUGGAAGGUGCUGGUGUUAUGGUUGAGUCGGUGAAGGUGCUUGGGAAGAAGAGGGGGAAUUGGGAGAGGGAUGGAGAGGGAGCGGAGGAGGUUGUUGAGAAGAAGGUUUAUGUGGAGCUUGUUGGGGAUGUGGAGAUUGAGGUUAACUGUUGAGGAGUGGGUGGCAAGAUAUCUGAAUUGUGUGUUUGUAUGUAUCUAUGUGCCAAUAUGUACACAAGGUGAAUAUA